UGAACGAGCAAUGCUUUUGAUACGUGUGUGGCGUGUGCGAUGGACGAAGAAAAUAUUGAAAUAUUUACUGCUCACUGUCAUCUCUCUUUUGUCCUACAUUUUUUUGAUUUUUUUAAUAAAAUCUAUUUUUCAAGGCCCCCCUGCUCUUAAACUAGAUUAUGACAACAAUUCACCGAUAAAUUUUGACAAAAUAUUAGAAUCGCAUCCCAACUUUCCUAUCGACCACUCGAAGGGAGGAAAUGCAAAGUAUAGCGCCACUUGCGCACGAUACGCCACACCGUUCGACAUAAAGCACAAUAACGUUUACUGGCAGGUGCAGAGGUUAAGUCAAGAGACCUACUACCUUUACGGCGCUUACUACGACAGUCGGCCCAAAGUCGGGCCGGCAGUCAGGAUUCUGGGGGUCCGAGAAAAGGCCGGACUCAACUACUCCACCGAGAUUUAUUGUCAAUUGUGGUUUUCGUAUGGCCAAAAUCCAAUCAUUGCCAAGGUGGACUACAUCCAAUACCUAUUCCGCGAUGAGUGGGGCUUUUAUCAUGAAGAGCAUAAACCUUACAUGCUGAGUUGCAUGGUUCCCCCAGACUUUCAAGGCUCAGUCCCCGACUCAGUAUCCUUGGUGGAAAGUCCGUGUGAAAACGCGACAAACAACCUGCGCGUGAUCGACAACCGAGCAAAGGGCGAAAAAGAGGACUUUGUCGUCUGUGUAAAGUGUCUCAAUUUCAAGCACAGGCCCGAUAUUGCCGUCAGGCUCGUCGAGUGGAUUGAACUUUUGAAGAUUCUCGGUGCAAAUAAAAUUGUUUUUUACUCUCUACAGGUAAACUCAGACAUCUCCAAAGUGUUGAGGCACUACCAGGAAACGUGGAACGUUGAAGUAGUUCAAACGUCUUUACCAGGGACUCUGCCCAACGUUCCGGACUUCAUGUACGCCUAUCUCUCGAAUAAUAUCGGAAAACAGUGUUUCCAGGAUUUAAUCGACUACAACGACUGUUUCUACAAGAAUUUCAACCUUUAUAAUUUUGCUGUGCUGAUCGACAUUGACGAAGUAAUUAUGCCAGUUGGAUCGAUAAGAACGUGGAAGGAUUUGUUGGCGAAAGUUCCGCUCCUGAAAAAACACAAGCCAAGUGACGCGCAUGGUUACUCGUUAAACAACGUCUACUUUAUGGACGACAAAGAGCGGUUCCAGGACUGGAACGACGACAUCCCACGCUACAUGCAUAUGCUGCAGCACGUGCAUCGGAUGGCCUACCACAGUCCAAUCGCAUUCCGCGCAAAGUCGUUCCACGCGACGCGGCACAACCUAGCGUUGCACAACCAUUUUGGUCGAGCGUGCAUCUCUCCAGAGGGAAAACCGUUGGCCUGGUGCCGGGGGAUUAAUAUCCCCGUCGAGCUAGGCUACCUGCACCACUACUGUGUCAAGAAGGAAAAGUUAGAAUGCAAGUUUGGUAGAGGACCCAAUUCGACCGUAGAUGAGAACAUUUGGAAAUACAAAGACGAGUUAAUUCCUGCCACAAAACAAGUGUUAAAAAGUGUAGGGAUAUUGUAAUAUGCUUUUUUGCUGACUGCCAAAAUACUCAGAUGUAAAAAUAAAAUAAGAGCAAUUAUCAAAUUUAGUAAAGCAAUUAAAAGAUUUCACGUU
This is a messenger RNA of Cloeon dipterum, 1636 nucleotides long. RefSeq lists its product as uncharacterized. The record is from RefSeq and is a predicted model, not a curated record. The transcript is spliced from 6 exons. Lineage: Eukaryota; Metazoa; Arthropoda; Insecta; Ephemeroptera; Baetidae. Gene Ontology annotation, molecular function: glycosyltransferase activity. Gene Ontology annotation, cellular component: cytoplasm. The coding region runs from base 11 to 1543 and encodes 510 amino acids.